GGAGACUGGCUGGGGCCCAGAGGGAUGGGGAAAGGAAUAAACUGAGGGAUAAGGAGAUACAGAGAUUUUUGGUGGGGAGCUCUCUGGGGGACUAGGCCUUCAGCCUCCUGUGGUUCCACCCCACUCUAACCGCAGUUGCAUACAAACAUGGCUUUCUCAGGGGCAAGCCUCACUUCUGGAAAUGUCCCAAAACACUCAGCCACCCAGCACCAACAUUUGAAAGGAAUCCAAAAUGGCCCACAAGCAAUCAGAGAGAUUUGAAAUGCCUUAGGCUCCCACGUGCGCACCGGGCACACUGGGCCUCUCGGCCUCUGUGCGCACUCACAGGGACACUGGCUCUGGAGGGACAGUUGAUGGACAGUUGAAGGUCAGUGCUGUUGCUAGGCUACGAGUGUUCCGGACCAAACAUUCCGAGCCGUUGAGCUUCGCAGCCAAGGUGUGGAAGCGAGACCUCUGUGGCUCUUCUGUAGCGCCAGCGCUGAGAUCGGGAGGCGGCAAGAGGCCAGGAGGGAAGUGAGCGGUGUCGGAAGGCGAUAAGCCAGAUGAAGAAGAGACUCGCUAAGUUUGUGAGCUGGGUGGGCUUCAGCGCCCUUCAGGGAGAGCGCAGGGAUCAUGAGCACCCCGUGCCUAGGUAUCCCAUCCGUAAGCACGAACUAAAGAAGUUCCACAAAGCCGCAUAUCUUGGCGAUCUGGACACAGUGGAGGUGUUGCUGUUACGUAAGAAAAAUGUCGUACACAGCAGAGACAAGAAGGACAGGACUGCCCUACACUUAGCCUGCACCAGCGGCCAGUCACCAGUGGUGACUCUCCUUAUAGGGUGGCGUUGUGAUCUGAAUGCUCGUGACAAGGAAGGCAAGACAGCUCUCAUCAAGGCUGUACAAUGCCAGAAAGAAGUGUGUGUCAGUAUCCUGCUGGAACAGGGUGCUGACCCCAAUCUUGCGGAUGACUUUGAAAACACUGCUCUGCAUUACGCCGUCUUGGCUGGAAAUACAUCAGUUGCAGCAGAGCUGCUCCGCUAUAAUGCAGAUAUCGAGGCGAUAAACAAGUAUAACUUGACACCAUUUUUACACGCCGUCCGGAAGAACAAAGAAGAAAUGGUCAAAUUUUUGAUAGAGAACGGGGCAAAUGUACAUGCAGUCGACAAGCUGCAAAGAUCAGCACUGAUGCUUGCCGUACGUCAUGACUCACCGGACAUAGUCAAGCUGCUUCUUCAGAAAGGUGUUAAUGCCGAUUUGCUAGAUGUACACGGACAGUCUGCUGAACAAUAUGCUUCUUCUAAUGGUUUUAAACACCUUUACCAACUGAUUGUCGACUACAGAGCCAGAAGGAUACCAAAUACUCCCCCUCAAAAUAGCGACCUAGGACAGAGUUCAGCUAAGGAGAGCUUACCUUCUUCGCAUACUGGGGCAGAAAACAUCCAAGAAAAGUUGCAAUUGUCCAGCAAGGACAACGAAGAAGAAAAGGUUGUCGAGUUGGGAACCAGCAAUGGCAGCUGCAUGGAUCCACUGAAGAAUGUUGAGCAGAAGAAGAUUUCAGUGAUUAAGGUUGCACCGAGGUUUGAAGGCAUCUCUGUAAGCAGAAAAUCCGGCAUCCAAGAUUCGCCAACAGAGGCAAAAGAUGGUGUUUUGAAACCAGGAACUAGCACCUUCUUUGAGGACAAUAAUACUAAUAGUGAAAAUGAAGAUGCAGUUAGAAACUUUUCCCAACCAUCGACUGAAGUUUCAGGCUUUUCUCACCCUCCCUUCCCAGCACCGGAAUCUCUCUCGUCUUCAGCAGUCCUUGGUGUUUCAGAGAGUAUCUCCGAGAGUGAACUACCGAACCGUGUUGUUCAUUUAUCUGGAGCUGCAGGUCUAGGAGAAAAAAAGACAUUAAAUGGACAAGUAGAAAGUUCUUCAGACUGGGUUUCUACUAGUUUGAGCCUGAAUAAUGAGGCUGGUCAAAGAGCCAAGCAUUUGAAAGUUGGCAAAUGUCCGUUGGCAUCACAAUCAGUGACCACAAACCAGUCAGCACCCACAGAACUGAGGCAGACGGCCCUGGUAGAUAAAGACCGGAUGAAUAUUGGAGCCGUGUCUCUGUCAGAAAAUGCAGCGCUCCGUGGCCUGUGUGAGUCACAGCUGCCAGAGAACAGAAGCCGCAAAGAAGACCUAGACUUAGAAAGGACAUCCGAGGAAGAGGAAGAAAGACUUGAUGGAAGUGAAAAUAACCACUCACAGGGUAAUAAAUCAGCAUGUGAAGAACCAGAUCAUAAGAUGAACUUUUUAUUUUCUAACAAAGUAAAUUUUAAGGUAAGCAUAUUUCACUGCAGAUUCACAUUAGAAGAAGAAAAAAAGAAGAAGAAAGAUGCUUAUACGUUAUACGAAAAGUCUAAGGAUGAUUUAAAAAGAAAAGAGAAACAAUACAAUGAGCAAGUUGACCUGAAACAACAACUUGAAAGCACUGCCCGAGCACUAGAAUGCAAACUGAAGAGCGUAAGGAAUAAACCAAAUCAGGUUUUAGAAGAGCGAAAUGAUGCUCAGAGACAACUUUCUCCAGAGCAGAAUGCCCGAGUAAUACAAGAUGAAAUCCUGGCCCAUCGUCUUUCCCAACAAAAGGAGGCAGAAAAGGCUAAUAAGAAAAUGAAUGCUGAGGACACAAUGGAUUUUGAGCUGCCUGACCCAAAAGAUAGCAGCGAGGUGCUUCCUCAGCAACUUCUUGAAGCUGAACGUCAAUUCCGUGGCCCAGAAAUUGAGCUCCAUCCCAGGAGAGAUGCUCUUAGACCAACGACGUUGGUAUUACAAUGUGUGCAUAGAGACCGAGGCCAAGCCCAGCGUUCAAACAAGGACACUGAACCCUUGUCUCAGAGCAAACAAGGGGACGUCAUCAAAUACAUUGCAAAGCAGGCACUCUUGAAGGAGACAAUAUGUCAACUACAAAGUGAAAACACGUUGCUUCGACAGCAACUAGAAGUUGCUCGAAAUGAAGCCAGAAGUGAAAAUACAAUACUUAAUACUCCAGAGCCAUUUCUGGAUCACAUGGGAGAAGUUGAAGCCAUGAGCAGACGAGUUCUGAUGCUGGAGGAAGGAAACAAAGAGUUAAUUAAAGAAUGCAGAUGUUUAAAGGACAGACUGUGUCAGUAUGAAAUGGACAGAGCAGAAAUGGAAGCCCAAGAUUGGAAGAGGCACACUAGUGUGCUGGCCCAGGAGUGUACAGGCCCAGGCCCUGGAGUGUGCAGCCCCAGGAGUGUAAAGGCCCAGGAGUGUAAAGGCCCAGGUUCGUGCCGGCCCAAGUGUGUGCACGCCCUGGAGUGUGCAGUCCCAGAGGUGUGCAGACCCAAGACGGAACAGGCCCAGGAGUGUGCAGGCCAAGGAGUGUGCAGACCCAGGACUGUGCAUUCUCAGGAGUGUGGAAACACAGGGUGA
Molecule: messenger RNA, 3398 nt
Organism: Vicugna pacos (alpaca)
Lineage: Eukaryota; Metazoa; Chordata; Mammalia; Artiodactyla; Camelidae
Source: RefSeq, a predicted model, not a curated record